Molecule: messenger RNA, 2398 nt
Organism: Lacerta agilis (Sand lizard)
Lineage: Eukaryota; Metazoa; Chordata; Lepidosauria; Squamata; Lacertidae
Gene: AIFM3
Product: apoptosis inducing factor mitochondria associated 3
Exons: 22
Coding region: 357-2342 (661 amino acids)
Biological process (GO): execution phase of apoptosis
Cellular component (GO): cytoplasm; mitochondrion
Molecular function (GO): 2 iron, 2 sulfur cluster binding; oxidoreductase activity, acting on NAD(P)H; flavin adenine dinucleotide binding
Source: RefSeq, a predicted model, not a curated record
UCUCUCUGCAAAGACCCAGAAGUCCAGGCAGGAGCGAUAGCAGCCUCUUCCACAGAGGACAGCCUCUGCCUCCAUCCUGCAGCUGAUCCCAAGGCUGAUGCCCAGUUCCUUGCACGCCUCACUGCUCUCCCUGCCCAGGUCAUGAGGGAAGGCCGAGCCCGGCGAUGACCGGCAUAGACCGAAGGGACCAGUUUGAGCAGAGGUUCCUGGACCGCUCCUGCAUCUGCCAUGGUGGGGAUGAAUUGUGGCUCCUGAUCUCUCCCUCGCUGGCUCUGGCACCCAUGUCUGCCAAAGGCACUGCUUUCUGACCCGCUUCUUCCUUCUUCUGGGACCUCUUCCUCUCUGCGUGGCUCACGAUGGGAGGAUGCUUCUCCAAACCCAAACCAGGACCGGAUAACUCGCGCCCAAAUGUUUUAAAAGAAUUGGCUGAGGAGCUUUCUGAACCGCUGAGGCUGAUUUUAAGUAAAUCAUGGAAUACUGAGGAUAUUUCAGAGGACUGGAUAAAGGCUGAUGUCAGUGUCCCAGUGUUUAAAAAAAGUAAACGGACUGAACUCGUUGAAGUGAAAAUCGAAGUGGUGCUGCCAGAGAAGGAGAGAGCCAAGGAGGAGAUGUCACCCAACGGGAAAGCCAGCCCCAUCAUCUACAAAGCCAAUGGCACUUCUCGGCAUUUCCAGCUCGAGGAAUACCCGGUCGCCAUCAACCCCUACCGGAACCUGAAGGACGUGGUUGAAGCCUCUGUUUGUUACGUGAAGGACCUCGACAAUGGACAGAUGCGAGAGGUGGAUCUGGGCUGUGGGAAAGCACUUCUGGUCAAAGAAAACGGGGAGUUCUAUGCCAUGGGCCACAAAUGUCCUCACUAUGGUGCUCCCUUGGUGAAAGGGGUUUUGUCCAAAGGACGUAUCCGCUGUCCCUGGCAUGGGGCUUGCUUUAACAUCGGCACAGGUGACAUUGAAGACUAUCCAGGCUUGGACAGCUUGCCGAAAUUUCAGGUGAAAAUCGAGAAAGAGAAAGUGUACAUCAGAGCAAGCAAACAGGCUCUUCAGACACAGAGGCGGACCAAGGUGAUGGCCAAAUGCAUCUCCCUCAGCAACUAUAACAUCAGCAGCACAAACGUACUCAUCAUCGGGGCAGGCCCCGCAGGACUGGUGUGUGCGGAGACGUUACGGCAAGAAGGCUUCUCGGAUAGGAUUGUGAUGUGCACGAUGGACAGGAACUUACCCUAUGACAGACCCAAACUAAGUAAGUCGAUGGAUUCUCACCCCGAUCAGAUUGCCUUGCGACCGAAGGAAUUCUUUCGUACGUAUGACAUCGAGGUCCUGACAGAAAUGCAGGUGGUGGCUGUGGACGUCAAGAACAAGACAGCCGUAUUUAAGGACGGGUUUAAAAUGGAGUAUAACAAGCUGCUACUUGCCACUGGGAACACGCCCAAAACCCUUAGCUGCAAAGGCAAGGAAGUGGAGAACGUUUUUAACAUCCGGACGGUGGAGGACGCCAACCGAGUGGUGAAGCUGGCCACCAGCAAGAACGCAGUGGUGGUCGGAGCCUCUUUCUUGGGCAUGGAAGUUGCUGCUUACCUCACGGAGAAGGCGCAUUCCGUCUCCGUGGUGGAGCUGGAGGAAGUUCCUUUCAAGAAAUUCUUUGGGGAGAAGGUUGGCCGAGCCAUCAUGAAGAUGUUUGAAAACAAUCGGGUGAAAUUCUACAUGCAGACGGAAGUCUCGGAACUGCGGGAACAGGAGGGCAAGCUAAAGGAGGUUGUGCUGAAAAGUGGCAAAGUCCUCCGAGCUGAUGUCUGCGUCAUAGGCAUAGGUGCAACCCCAGCGACGGGCUUCUUGAAGCAGAGUGGCAUUAACGUGGACUCCAAAGGUUUCAUCGUGGUGAAUAAGAUGAUGCAGACCAGCAUCCCAGGAGUUUUUGCAGCCGGCGACGCUGUUGCAUUUCCGCUGGUGCUGAGGAACAACAAGAAGGUGAACAUCCCUCAUUGGCAGAUGGCUCACAUGCACGGACGCAUUGCUGCGCUGAACAUGUUGGCACACGGGACCGAAAUCAGCACAGUCCCCUACCUGUGGACAGCCAUGUUUGGCAAGAGCAUCCGCUACGCAGGCCAUGGAGAGGGGUUUGAUGACGUCAUCAUUCAGGGGGACUUGGAUGAACUGAAGUUUGUGGCAUUUUACACCAAGAAUGAAGAGGUGCUCGCCGUGGCAAGCAUGAACUACGAUCCCCUGGUCUCCAAAGUUGCAGAUGUCAUGGGAGCCGGCAGGGCCAUCCGGAAACGAGAUGUGGAGCUCUUCAUCCGCUAUGGCAAAACUGGAGACAUGUCCUGGCUAUCCGGAAAGGGUUCCUAACAUCCCCAGAAAUCGCUGGCUUCCUACAGACCCUGCAGUCACCAGAGGGCAAGAUG